CAGCCAGAAAAUGGAAUCUGUGACGAAAGACGGACUUUUGCAGCUGAUCAUAGCCAAAUACAAAGAUUCAACAAUUUGUGGUUGCACAGUCGGAAUGCAAAAAAAAAAACAUUGUCAUUUCCGCAUAUACGAGUAUUGUAAUUUUGCUGAUACUACUGCUGCACGCUGAUUAACAUAAAUGUACACCAAGUAAUGUGUAAAAUGUUGACGUCUGCGUAGCUACUGUUUGUCGACAGAUUGAACAGCGAAAGAACAUCGCUGGUGGGUCGUCGUGAUGUACGGUGGAGUAUUGUGCGUUGGCAAGAGAGGAAAAUGAACUGUGUUUAUUAAGCUGAACUAGCACAUUCUUUAAGGGAAUGAAAACUAAUAGGAGGUAACGAAGUGCUUGAAGAUGUGUUGAAGGAAUUAGAUGUAACUGGUACUGAGUAAGAAAGCCAUCUAAUGUGCUACUGCGAAAUAACAAUACGAAUUCCAAGAGAGAUAAACAGUGGCGUCGAUUUGUGCAAGCAAUAACUGUUAUGCUCACAGUAAUAAACAGACUCUUACAACAUAAUUCGGUACCUAUAAGUCCAAGGGGCUUAUAGAUGCAAUGGCGACGAAUGGCGAAAGCAGUCAUCUUGACAGCCAGCUAGACCGGCUAAGUAUAGGAUCCGAGGAAAGCAUAACACGUUCACACAUUGAUGGAGAGCUAAGUAAGGAGGAUGAAGAAGCCUUGGAGAAAUGGGGAUUCCAAUUGAAAGAUCUAUAUCGGCUUGCCCUUAGGUUUUAUAAAGAGAAAGAGGGCAAAGCAGUUCAGUUAUCGUACGAAGCAAAAUGUGGUUUAGUAGCAUUGACAUGCCAAGCAAGGCAUGGGCGUUACAACCCAGGAACUCUCCCACCUCUAGGUGUGCUGGAUGUUAUUGGCAGGGAUCGCAGGUUGGCGUGGCAGCAGUUGGGUACCAUGUCUCCUGAGGAGGCAAUGUGUAAUUUUGUGGAGAGGCUAGACAAUCUGUGUCCAUCCUUCGCUCCAUUUAUUGAAGCUCAUAAACGAGAUGUUGAAGAGAAGGAGAGGCUAGCCCGAGAAGAGGAGGAGAGGCAAAGAGAGGAGGAUGAAAGGAGAAGGUUAGAGGAGGCGGCUCGCCAGCAGGAGGAGGAGGAGAGGGCCAAGCAGGAGCUGCAGAGACGUCAAAUCCAGGAAGCUCUGAACCAGCAGACAUUCCACCAGUUCAAAGCAUAUGCUGAGCAGCAGUAUCCUGGAAACCCAGAACAGCAAGCAGUGCUGGUGAGGCAGCUGCAGGAGCAGCACUACCAUCAGUACAUGCAGCAGCUGUACAUCCAGCAGCAGCAGCAGCAGCAGCAGGGCAGGGCCGCACCCGGCGCCAUGGCUGGCGACAUGGACGAGCAGGCCGGGCUGCUCCAGCACCUCGGCUCCAACGGCACGCUGUCGCCCCGGGGCGAGGACAGCGACGACGAGGACGAAAGUGGAGGUGGUCUGCCAACUCCAUCAGCUGCUUCUAUGUGGACUCGAAAGGACAUACGCGAAUUCAAGGAAGCUAUCCGAAGGGAGUCGGGAGAUGCCAUCAUAAAGGUUGGCCACGGAGAAACAGUAACGGUACGAGUUCCAACACAUGAAGAUGGCACAUGCCUGUUUUGGGAGUUUGCAACAGACAACUACGAUAUUGGUUUCGGAGUAUAUUUUGAAUGGGCGAAACCGACCACCAGUCAAGUUUCUGUUCACAUCGCAGAGAGUGAAGAAGAAGAUGAAGAGGAAUUUGAUGAUGAUGAUGACAAUGAUGACCUCGGACUGGGCGAGGACGUCGAGCGAGGGGGCGGUGUCGCGAGCCUGCGGGCGGCAGCGACCGAUGCGAGCCGCCCGCCACUGUCAGUGAUCGUGCCAGUGUUCCGGCGCGAGUGCCAGCUGGAGGUGUAUGCCGGCAGCCACGUGUACCCGGGCCAGGGCGUCUACCUGCUCAAGUUCGACAACUCGUACAGCCUGUGGCGCUCCAAGACUCUCUACUACCGCGUCUACUACACGCGUUGACCUGAUGACAAAUGAAAAAAGUGUGUUCGGAAGCUUUUGCACCUGGAGUAAAAUUUCAUAAAAUUCUUCUGGGUUGUAGACUGUGUCAUGUCAUAAAAUAUACCAAUAUUUUGGCCAGUGCAGCAAGCAGCCUUCAUCAGGGGAUAUAAUAUGUGCUAUACAACAUGACGCCAUCUACAACCCAGGAAAUUCCAGAAACUGAGGAAAGUGUUCAGCAACACAAGAAUGAUGUGCAGCUGUUUGGAUCAUUGCAGCAAUAGCAGUGGCAUCUGAUAGCAAUCUAUCAUUCUGUUAUAACCUGUUAUUGGUGAUUGGUUUGAUCGUGUUCACAAAUAUGCAUGUGGCAAUCUUAAUACUUGAACUUCCAGGUUACACCUAUAACAGCCACAUUGUUUCUUAUAUGCAGCAAUACAUGAAUACAAUGUCUGAAUUUAUUGGUGGAAUUGAGAAACUUUGUAACAGGAGUGAGAUUUUCAUCGGUAAAUGUCAUAAGUUGUUGUUUGGGAUACCACAAUAUGUUUUGUUUCAGAUUGAUUGCUUAUCUCUUUCUUGGGUCUUAUUUUUGUGCUUGUUUAAAAGUUGAGAGACAUGUCACAGAAGCAUUGUCUGUUGGUAAUUUUGUAAAUAUUUGCAACUAAUGUCUAUUUUGUUAUUUUUGGUGCUAUACUCUGAAUUAAUAACACAUUUGCUAUGGAUAGAAUUGGGUGAGAGGCUGUUCUAAAGUGUCAAAUAUAUUAAUUUUACUGAGAAAAAAAUAGUGUAAGUGUUAUACAGACAUUUAAUAUCAUACUUCUAUACACUGGUAUCUACUGUUGUGUAGUAGCAUAUAUUUUUUGCUGACAGUAUGAAAGGUUAUGCUCUAUGUAUAAUACUACCAUGCUCUUUCACUACAAAUUCUUAUAAUCAUCAGAUGGCUGUACUGUUAAAAAGUUGAGUACUCACUUAAAUUUGUGGUAUGCCCACAUUAGUGUGUGUAUAGGUCAGUGGUAUUGUAGUGUCUUAAAUAGAUCUUUUUUCCCCAAUAAUAGGUCAUAAGGUGUCCUUCUCAUCACAAGUACUCUCAGAUAUCUCUUACGUUCUCAAGUAUUUGUUCCAGAUGCUAAUAUAUAGAGCUUUACCAUAUUUAUUUGAAUUUACUUUCAAUUUGAACUUUGUCCCUGUAACACACACUUUUAUAUCUCAAGUUUAAGUAGGGAAAAAGGAAACCCUCAGUUAAAAUCCUCCAAUUUUUCUUGUCUAAGUGGAAACUGACAUUUCUGUUGAAACAAUUUAUUUUCAAGGGGAAAUAAACUUCUUAAGAAAAUGAUGUAUACUUGUGUAGUCAACAUUUGGUCAGAUAUUUAGAAGAUACUUAAGAUCACCUGUCAAUCGAUCAAAAUACUAUACACUUAAAAACAUUUUUGGUUUGACCAAAGAAAUGAAAACUAAGAGAUUUUUUAUUUUUCAAAGUAGUCCCCUUCGAGACAAUAGUCCAGUUACUUUCCAACUUUAUAAUGUUCCCUAAAAAGUGAUAAAAUUGAGAGCAGUCUCAAUGCCAACAAGUUCUCUUAUCUUCACCUGGAUGUUGCUAAUUGGAGCAUUAUGAAUUUUUGUCACAAUAUACUCAAACAUACUAUGAAAAGCAUGUAUCGUUACUCACCAUAUAGCAGUGUGUUGAGCUGCAGACAGGCACAACAAAAAUACUACUGAACGUGUAAACUUUUGACCUCAGCACCCAGAGGCAGUCAUCAUGUGUGUGAGAGCUGUGUUUGCGUGUAUGUGUAUGUUUUCUAUUUCAGAAGGCCUUCUGGCCGAAAGCUUACAUUUUUGGUAGGCUUUUUGUUGUGCCUGUCUGCGACUCAACAUUUUGGCUAUGUGGUGAGUAGCAAUCUAUCCUUUUCAUAAUAUUGUCAUUAUUCCAUUCUGGAUUUCCCAAUGCUUGAACAUAGGUUUGUGAUAUCACCUUCAAUGAAUCCUCCUUUAAUGUCAAAUCCUACCCUUCUUUUAAAUUUGUUCAAGUUAAAUCUAAAGAUCAGUCAUUUUUUCCCAACUGAUAAUUCAAUUUUUCCCAUUUUUUACAAAAAAAGACACGGAAUUGUUUAAACGAUUAUGAAAUACAGGCAACUAAAACUUCACUGUGUGUAUUCUAAUGACCCUUAUUUUUCCAAGAUAAUAGUAAUUUGGUCACAUUCAUGCUGUCUGAGAACUUCAAUAGAGUACCCCCUCCUAAUGUCACACUUGUUAGAGGCAACGAUCUUAAUGUGGGAAAUUGAUCACUAUUUUUAAAAGUAUUAAGUAUUGAUGAACACGGUUGGAGAGAGCAUUCCCAAAUUGAUUAGAAGCUCAUUUUACAUUUCUCAUAUACUUCCAUAGCUCCCUGAACUUUAAUGUGCAUCAAAAACAGAUUAUUGUGAAGGAAAUAUAGAUUUAAUUUUUUUCCAACAUUUUUAAGUUGUCUGUGCUUUUGUUGCUGAUUUUAUUGAGCAACACAUGCAAGUUACAAAGUUGGAGCCUCGAAUUAUUCCCUAUUGUUUUUAUUGACAAUGGUUUCAUAUGAAUAAAACCAUAUUAAAUUUGUGCUCAAUCCUCUCAGCAUGACCACAUGGGUCAGACUUCUUUACCCCUACAGUCCUGGAGUCUGACUUAGUAUAUCAGCCAGAAGAGAAAGAAUAAGAACACUUCUAAAAACUUCAGCUAUGCAUUAAAUGGUUGAAAUUUUUUUUAACACAACCCAAGAAAAUCUGUUGCCAUUUGGCAGUUGCCGCAGCAGAGGGGGAGGGGGGGGGGGGGGGGGGAUAAAAGCGACAUUCAGAAAAAGUUGAUGGCAUGUGCUCUCUCACACUAGUUGUACGGUGCACAUGAGUAUCAUACAUGCUUAAAUCUUUAAAAAUGAAAGUUUGUGCUGCAGAUAUCUGAUAUGCAUAAUUUUCAUAUAUGACCAGAAAUGAAAAUGUCAGGGUUUCCAUUGAGAUACCCAAGUGUUGUGCUGAUGCUCAGAAUGGAUGAAAUAUGCACUUUUGAUUCUCACAGUGUGUGUUGUUUGCUACAACCAUUGGACAGUAUUGUACAAAUUAGUUGUUUGUGUUACUGGUGCUCAGUUUUACAUUUCUCUUUUUAAUGAGUGAUGUUGAUGCUUUAUAAUGUAUAAAAUGUGCCUUUGUGUCUCUUGAGUUUUGAAUUCCAGGAAUUGCAUGAAAAAAUAUUGGCCAUACAUUCUAAGAACCAAAAGUAAGGAGAUAAUCUUUAAGUUUUUGCUCCCAUUGUAUCAAACAACUGUCAAUACCUCUGCAAUCCCUAGCUUGUUUGAAGCAGAUAUGAAGCAGAAAAGUGUGGCCACUGCUCCACUGUGAUUAUUGAAUCAAUUUAUAAUCUACCCCUCAGUCAAUAUGUGAAUUUGUGAAUAAUGUAAUUAUUAGAUGAAAGUACCCUGUAGAUUUAGCAAAAUUAUUAUGAAUGUGUCGGAAUACAGCACUUGCUACAUGUACAAGCUUAUUUAGUGAUGUUUUCAUUGAGAUUAUUGGAGCACACACUUCUCUCUGUGAAACCAUUGCUAAUAUGUGAGAGACUGAUAUUGUGGCUGCUCAUUCUUUAGCACUGUAGUUUUUGGCACAUACAUUUUUCUGAAAGCACCUCAGAUUGUGUUGAGUAGAGUAUGUUGCUCAUUACAUUAUCAUGCCAAAAGAAAGUAUUAAUAGUAUCAGUUGUUUCUUCUGUGUGAUCCAUAUUGUUUUCUAAUAGACUGGAUUAGCACCUUGUAUACAACCUCGCCAUAUUUAUGUGUUUAUUAUAAAGAACAACAAAUAAUAAUUCUGUGUUGAGUAAUUUAAUCUGAUGUAAGGGGAUUCUCCGUGCACUUGCAUUUUAUUCAUUAGAACAUAUUUAGAUUUUUUGUAAAGGUAUAUUUUUGUUCAUAUCUGUUACAAUGAGUGUUCUGUGUGUGUGUGCUUUAUUAGAGGAAAUAAAUAUAUACUUGUUGAAAUAAUAAAAUGUUUGAAAAGGC
Molecule: messenger RNA, 5999 nt
Organism: Schistocerca gregaria
Lineage: Eukaryota; Metazoa; Arthropoda; Insecta; Orthoptera; Acrididae
Product: Golgi resident protein GCP60
Exons: 10
Coding region: 590-2020 (476 amino acids)
Cellular component (GO): Golgi membrane
Molecular function (GO): fatty-acyl-CoA binding
Source: RefSeq, a predicted model, not a curated record